GGGAGGUAGAGGCACCACACGCGCCUGGGGCGCAGGAUCGCAGCACCGGGCCUCGCGCGCCGCGCCCACCCCAAGCAGCCCCAUGAAGCCGCCAGCCACGCAGGGCAGCCCGGCCGCCGCCGCGGCCGCAGCCCCAGCCUUGGACUCCGCGGCCGCCGCAGACCUGACCGACGCCCUGUGCGAGUUCGACGCGGUGCUUGCCGACUUCGCGUCGCCCUUCCACGAGCGCCACUUCCACUACGAGGAGCACCUGGAGCGCAUGAAGCGGCGCAGCAGCGCCAGCGUCAGCGACAGCAGCGGCUUCAGCGACUCCGAGAGUGCAGAUUCACUUUAUAGGAGCAGUUUCAGCUUCAGUGAUGAAAAACUGAAUUCUCCAACAGAUUCCACUCCAGCUCUACGCUCCCCCAUGACCACUCCUCCUCGAAAGGCCAAAUUAGGAGACACAAAGGAGCUAGAGGACUUUAUUGCUGACCUUGACAGAGCAUUAGCAAGUAUGUAAAACAGGGAGCAACUUCAGAUGUAGCUCCAGAAAGCUCCAAGGGCCUGGCAAAUUCACCUACUAGAAUCUGCUGCCAGAGGAGAUGGAGAGGAGCCUCCCCUGCUUCCAGGCCAUUCUCAGGCUCACCUUGCCACCAAGCCCUUGGGCCUGUCUCUUGGCAACUUAGACAGUGAAACUUUGUUUACCUGAUUGCAGCAUAUUAGAGCAGAUGAUCUAUGCUAAUGUUAUAUUUUUCUCUUAAAAAAUAGCUCUCUUGUAAUUUAAAGUGCUUCUAUGGAAAUAUUUGUAAUUAAUUAUACAUAGUAAUAUGUAUAGUAAUAUGCUGUCCUCAUUAUAAUAUAUUUUUGUAUGCAAAUAAAAUUUGGACUGGUAUCUGCUUUGUAA
Dipodomys ordii (Ord's kangaroo rat) is the source of this 883-nucleotide messenger RNA. RefSeq names its product regulator of cell cycle (gene Rgcc). NCBI's taxonomy places the organism in Eukaryota, Metazoa, Chordata, Mammalia, Rodentia, Heteromyidae. The coding region runs from base 83 to 499 and encodes 138 amino acids. Gene Ontology annotation, biological process: regulation of cell cycle. Gene Ontology annotation, molecular function: protein kinase activator activity; protein kinase binding. Gene Ontology annotation, cellular component: cytoplasm. The record is from RefSeq and is a predicted model, not a curated record. The transcript has 5 exons.